CUCUCUUAUCUCCCUCUGGUUGGGACGUAAAAACACAACAUAACACAAGCCUUGCCUUGUUUCUUCUCUUUUGUCUGCUAAAAGCCUCCUCUCCUGUUACACACAUACACACACAGUGAGAGGUAGGUUUGCAGUUGGCAAAAGCUUAUGGGAAAGAAGCUUGCUGCAUUUCUUGGACGAGGCUUCAAGCCUUCCAAGUUCAAAUCACUAGUCACUCUUGCCAUUUCUCGUCUUGCUGUUUUCAAGAACCAGCGUCAGAUUCGCUGCAACCAAGCUCGUUCCGAUGUUGUACAGCUCCUUCAACUUUCCCAUCAUGAUCGGGCUCUUCUUAGAGUUGACCAGGUGAUCAAGGAGCAAAACAUGUUGGAUGUCUUUGUUAUACUUGAAGGGUAUUGUAAUCUCGUUAUUGAACGACUCCAUCUCAUUGAGCAGGACAGGUUAUGUUUCUCCAUCAUUUCCUUGUUUUUUCCUUGUCGGGUUUUCAAGUUUCUUGAUAAUCCUCUCUUUGUGUUCUGUUGCAGAGUGUGCCCUGACGAGCUCAAGGAGGCUAUAACCGGCUUGCUCUUUGCAUCUUCAAGGUGUGGGGAUUUUCCCGAGCUUCUAGAGAUUCGUGCUGUUUUUACAUCUCACUACGGCAAAGAAUUCGCUGCUCGUGCAAUCGAGCUGCGCAACAAUUGUGGAGUGAACGCUAAGAUUAUACAGAAGCUGUCAACCAGACAACCAGACUUGCAGAGCAGAAGGAAUGUGCUCAACCAGAUUGCUGCCGAGUACGGCAUUGCUUUACAACUCGAGGAAACCACUGAUUCCAGCGAGGGAAAUCUGGAUGUAAGCAAGAAGCAGGAGACAUCAGUUAAGGCAAGUCAUGAUGCAGGAGAUGAUGAUGAGUUCUCUGAUUCAACAAAAACAAGGAGAAAAUACAGGGAUGUAGCUGAUGCAGCUCAAGCAGCCUUUGAGUCAGCUGCCUAUGCAGCAGCAGCUGCAAGAGCAGCUGUGGAACUCUCUCGGUCUGAUUCCUAUGAUCCUGAUGAUCAGAAUGGUCCCAAUACUCGACAGAACACAGUGUCUGACAAACAAGAAGCAAAUUCUAAAGAUAUGGAAAAUCAUGGCAGUCAAGCAGUGGAGUUGAAUCAUACCAAGAAGACACCAGAAAUCAAGAUGUCUAGUCCUUCUUCAAGUGAAGGAUCAGCAGAGGGAAUCAUAGACCUUAGGACAAUGUCAUUCAAUGAAGUGGACCCACUCAAGCUAUUGGAGAAGGAAGUGGUUAUUUAUGAGAGUGAUGAUGAUAAAUAUGAUUCCCGUCGUUCAAGUUUUGAUUUGAAUGCAAGGAAGCUUAAAGGCAAGGUCCUAAAUACAGAUAAUGGUGGUGAGCACUCAGAAAAGAAACUUGACUGAUAUUUCCUUCAAGCUUUCAUGUUGGCUUGAAGGUGGAGACUCGACCUGAAAACCCACUGCACACAUGGAUGAAAGGUAAACGACACUUUACCAUAAAUAAGGGGAUGUUUUCUUCGAGGACUUGGACCAAGUGACAGGAUAUUGAGGAGCGCGAAUAAAUUAAAUGUUUGUAAGUUCCAUGGAGUUGCAAAUAUAGCUUUAGUUGAGUGUAUAAGUUGGUUUUGGUCUUUGAUAUUUCUUUUGUUAUUUUUAAUCAGAUGUAAACUUAAUGUAAAAUAUUUUAGAAUGAUUCUUUUUGUGAAGCCUAAUUAUUUUGUUAUACUA
Molecule: messenger RNA, 1716 nt
Organism: Gossypium raimondii (Peruvian cotton)
Lineage: Eukaryota; Viridiplantae; Streptophyta; Magnoliopsida; Malvales; Malvaceae
Exons: 4
Coding region: 148-1392 (414 amino acids)
Biological process (GO): protein transport
Source: RefSeq, a predicted model, not a curated record